AUGAUGCCCAACAACGCAUUCCACACGCAAACUCACAUGGCGCAGCAACCUCAGCAGCACCCCGGUGGUCCCUAUGCCAUGCAGCAGCCUUCCGUACAUCAGCAUCCCUCCCAGUCACCAAAUCCACAGAUGCAGCACCAACAAAUCCACCCUCCGACCCAUCAACAGCAGCAGCUCCACCAUCAUCAACAGCAACAGGCACAGGCACAGACACAGACACAGCUUCAGCAGCACCACCAACAACAGCAAGGCGUAGUGUACCGCGGUGGUCCCUCUUCCCAACCUGUUCACAUGGUCAAUGCUCAAGCCUCGUCUGCAUAUCACCCUACCAUGCAGCAGCAUCAAGCUCAGAUGGCAAGGAUUGCCCAAGGUGGUCAGCCCCACAUGAUCAACGGUCAACAGCAGCAGCUUCAAAUGCAACAGCACGCUCAGCAAGCUCAACAGCAGCAACCCCAAUCUACAAAUCCACAUCAGUCACCGCAUACCCAACAACAGCAUCAUCAAGUCUUGCUUCGGCAGCAGCAGCAGCAGCAGCAGCAGCAGCAACAGCAGCAGCAACAGCAACAACAACAACAACAACAACAACAACAGCAGCAGAACAAUAUGAGCGCUCCGUCACAGGUCACGCUGCAUUCACAUGUACAUGCCCAGCCAUCUUCGGCGCCUGCAAUGCAUCAACAGCACUCGCAAUCACAGCCCAACACAGCGCAUAACAGUCCUAUGUCCCAUCCGCUCGCUCAGCGUCCAGCUCACCCCACCCCGAUCAAUCACGCCGCACAUCCGAUCCAUAACUCGGCUUCCACCGGUUCUGUACCCCCCCUUGCCGGAUCUUCGGUUGCGAGUCCUCAGGUGAAUGGUCCCAUGCCUCAUCGACAGGCUUCAAUGCCUUUGAAUCACGGACCACCGACGCCCACUCACACCAGACCACCAUCAGCUGCUCCAACACCAUCCCUUCAACCAGCUGCUGCUCCUCCACAAGCUGCUGCCAUCGCACGCCCUACUACCGCCUCACCAACAUCAAAUCAGUUGCCGCCGAAUUUGGCCACGUCCAACCCAAACGCUACUCCAGUUAUGCCAUCUGGUCCCCCAGCCAGCGGCGAGAGCAUUGUUGCAGCUCCAGGUCCCAACCCUCAGCUGCAGUCUCACUUUCCUGCCGGCUCUGGCCUGCUCAGACUUGUGCAAUACUCGGAAGCGCUUGGCUCCGGAAACAACCGUGGUGACAUUGACUAUUGGCGUGCUUUCGUCAAGGACUUCUUUAUCCCCACCGGUCUCUUCCGCCUGAUUCUUUGGAACGCCAACUCGCGCGAGCAAAAGGGUUUCGAGGUACCUACCUCGGUCUUGCCACGAUACCUGCUCACCAGCUACCUCUCUGGCCUUCGCUCAUCACAGUUGCAGCUUGACAAUCCAAGAGAGUACCAGACCGGCUGGCCACCCGUCCAGCCUCUGCCGCCACCUCCAGCAUCUCACAAACACAUCAACAGCCAUCCUUCGCCCAACGUCACACACCACGUCCAGGUGACCAAAGCAAACUACAUUUCCAACUUUGAAAGUGGUUGGCAAGUACACAUGUCGGGACUUUUGCGUGCCUCCUUCAUCCCGUGGGCAACACCGCAGCCGGCUCAAGCUGGCAAGAUGGAUGUUCAGCUGCGUCUUGAGUCGCUCGACUUUACCGUUCAUGGACACUCGGGCUUGAUCCCACGAGUAGCAAUCCAGAAGUCCAAGGUAGAGCAUCCGCUCCCCAACAGCUUGAUUGCCAACAUUCUUAGCACAGCUGAUACCAACACCAAUGCCGGUCCAAACGCCAAAAAGGCCCAGAGGGAAGGCGCUGGUGCUCGCAAGGACGAGUCUGAGGACACAAAACGCGACGAGAAUGGCGAUCCGAUAGUCAAGACCGAAGAAGGUAGUGGCUCUGCUGACGACCAUGUCAAGAGUCAGAGCGGCUACACAGUCGCAGUGGAAAAGACCUUCCUGCCCGAAUACCCUGUCAACGAAUACGGGAUCAGCCUACGUGCCAUGCGCUGCCUGGAGAUCACCGAAAGUGUUUGCCAGCUGAGAGAUCUCAUUGAUCUUAGCAUGCGAGACAAGAUCGGUCCUAUCGACUCUCUUCGCAAGUUUGCUACUCAGUAUCGAGAGAUGCAGGCAGGACGAUCCAUGUCACAGACAGUCUUGACAGACGGCAACGCCAACUUGAAUCCUGCACCAACACAGUUGCAAAUGCCAGGUCGACCAGCAAGUGCACAAGGCGGACCUCCUACCGAGAGCGGCACCACCUCGAAUCACGCCUCACCCAGUGUUGCCAAUGGUGUAUCUGCACUCAAGCGAAAGAGCAAGACUGCACCCAGUCCAAGUCCCAAGUUGGGGCAUACCAACCACCCAGCCAAAAGGCAGCGCUAA
Molecule: messenger RNA, 2394 nt
Organism: Ustilago hordei
Lineage: Eukaryota; Fungi; Basidiomycota; Ustilaginomycetes; Ustilaginales; Ustilaginaceae
Exons: 1
Coding region: 1-2394 (797 amino acids)
Biological process (GO): positive regulation of transcription by RNA polymerase II; negative regulation of transcription by RNA polymerase II
Cellular component (GO): transcription regulator complex; nucleus
Source: RefSeq, a predicted model, not a curated record